This is a messenger RNA of Cherax quadricarinatus, 3037 nucleotides long. RefSeq lists its product as uncharacterized. NCBI's taxonomy places the organism in Eukaryota, Metazoa, Arthropoda, Malacostraca, Decapoda, Parastacidae. The record is from RefSeq and is a predicted model, not a curated record.
GUUGGUCUGCCUGGUCUCUUGAUUGCCAAACACAACAAACAUUCCAUUGUUAGCGGUCUGACAUGGCUGAUAAAUCUGAUGAAAACAAAAGGGAGAGAGAAUAAAAAAAUGAAUAGGUUAGAGGUCAGGGGAAUGGGAACUGGAAAGGGGAACGGGAAAGAGGAAUGGGUGUGGGAAGGUGAACGAGAGUGGGGAACAGGGGCAAGCGAGAGUGCCAGGAAGCAAGAAAACUCUGUUGUCGAGCCAGUGCGUCUGGCGAGGUGGAGGGGGAUAGUGUAGUAUUGACGCGUUAGCUGCUGGUGACUUGAGUCCACCACCACCGCCACCACAGCACGCAUUGAACCCUCGUCAGGCACCAUAAACCUAAUUAAAUUAGGAUGCGUAUUAAGGGCCUACAUUCUCAAGUAUGUCACAAUUACUGGCGAUGCUAAAAUGGAGGUUUAUAAUACAAGGGUACGUCCAGCCUUGACAUGAGGGGUAGUGACCGACCACAGAAACCAGUCCCAAGUAAAUUAUGAUACUGGUGCGACUGUUUCUGUGGAGGAUGCACGUAGUAAAUAGUCAGAGAGGCGUAAGGUUCAACGUUGUGAGAGUAGUGGCACGCUGCUAGAUGUGCCACUGUGUCCAUGUGCCACCAGAAGCAACUGGCGGGUUACACCAGGAAGCCACCAGAGCAACAGCAGUGGCGGCGGCGACGGCAAGAGCGGCAAGAUGGAGUAUAUCCAGAUCGUGCAGCGACCAGCUUACUCACAGCGGCCGUACGGUCUCCUUCGCUCACCCUACACAGACCACCCGGGGUGUUCUGUGCUCUGCAAUCACCCUACAUGCCCCGCACACCCACGCAAUCUUCUCAACCUCACCCGGGCCUCAUGGCUGCAGGAGGCUCGUGCCCACAUGACACGGGCAGGCACGACGCAACUGGAAGGUGACGGCGACACGGGUGAGCGACGAACACCCUCCAGCAUGCCCUUCACACCUCUUGGAACAGAAGGACUCCAGGUAAAUAUUCCUGAGGAGUUCCUUGCCAGAUUCGCCCGUUCAGACUCUCGACCAGACUCCCCAGCCCCGACCCUCUUCGUGCACACCUCCCGCCUGGCACCCUUCAGGAGGUGUGUUACCCCGGACACCUUGGAACCCAUGCGACGCCCACGACACGAGGUGCUGAGACGCGCUACCAGCCUCCAGGAUGUUGCUACCACCCGCACCCACCACACCUUCACUCCCGCGCCCCCCGCAGGUCGGGGAGCGGACAGACGGAAGCAAGGAAGAUUUGAAGCUGAUUUUACCACGAAACUCUCGAAGCAGUUGGACCUUGUGGCUAAGGGACAACAGCAGCAGCAACAACAGCAGCAGCAAACUCAACGGGAACAACAGAGACAACAGCAAGACAAGAAACCAAGUGUGAGAGGACCCAAACCCAAGCUCAAAGCUCAGGAAAGCGAGGACUCAGGUCUGGGCGGAGAUAAGCAGCAGCCAGCCAAACGUCGCCCACGUCGGGGAGGCAAGAAGAAAGGAGACGAAGGAGGACUGGAUGACCCAGGCCAGACUGCGGUGUCAACGGUUGGUGACAGCCGUGUGGGAUCUUCGCGAAGAUCAGGCAGCUCCUACUCUUCCAAGCCUACAUCAGCACGGUCCUCCAAGUCGUCUUUGUCUCAUCGCAGGCUUCAUGAUCCUCUCUCCUAUGAUCCCAAGCAAUUUCUGGGAGCCAGUAAUCCUCCCGAAGACGGGUCAGAGCUGGUGCGACUACAAGAGACGCUGGGCGGCGGGGCGGCACUCACUGAUGCAGAAGUGUUUUGGUUCAAUCUUCCCCGCAGUCCUUCGCAUCGCGCUGCCGUAUUUACACUUCCAGUUCAGAUCACACGACUCCUGGGUAUGACCCCCAUUGACUACCUGAAGCAGUACAUGAAACUGAGAACUUCGCGGCGCCAGCUCUACUCUAUGAUUUUCACCAGACACCGCGACCUCGAGAGCAUCCGGGUGGAGAGGUUGCUGGUUAGCGACUUCGGGGCAGCGCUAGGAGACGCUCUGGGAGGAACACUGACGGAGGCGCAGCUGGGUAGGCUGGCGGGGCUCACUCCGCUCCCGGACCUCGCCAUGGACAGAGAAUUCUUCGUCCUCGUCUCUGCCUUCGCUGAGAGACUCUUCUGCUACGAGCUGCUGGCGGCUCCAGACGUGGAAAUUGAGCCGCGGGACCUGGUGGAGCAAUUGGACUUCAAGCAGCUGGAUGAGCGCUUGGAGGGAGUCGAACUGGAUCCUCGUCUUCACCUCGUCCUUACAACCAUCAGGGACCUGGGCUAGCGUUCUUGCCUAACACACCUUUCUGGAGACGUGAGAAGCACACAAACAUGCUGUGUCACCAAAGCACAAUAUGCAAUGUUCAUACUGCCACAAGAUGUAUACCAUACAGUACAGGCUCAUACAAGAGUUUCUCAUCCAAGUUUCUCUCUCUCUCACUCUCUCUCUCUCUCAAUUAAGUUUCCAUAUGGGAAACGAAUCUUCAGUAUAUAAAGCAGGACCAAGGCUGCAACAGACACCAUCUUUAAUGGAUCAUCAUCAGAAUCUACAAUAUAUUACAAUAAAAUUAAGGCAUGAUUUAAAAGAUAAACAUUUAAAAUUCUGUCUAAAUCUUGAACUGAGUAAUUCAGUUAAGCAAUUUAGUGUAAAUGUUUUACAACAGACUUAAAUUAAAAUAUCUUUGCAUACAAGAAACUUAUUAUAAAGAAGAUUAUGCUAAAAAAUUUUGAACCACACUGAAUAAAUUAGAUAGAAAAACUUAAACGGGAAUGUUACACAAACAGUAUAAAAGGCAACAAUAUAAGUUAAAUUCUAGUUAUAAUUUAAAUGCGAAAUAAAUACCAAAUUAUAGUAACAUAUAAUAUAAUAUAGUACAGAGUAACAGUAGAAGUAUAUAUUGAGUCGAGUUAUAUUGGCAUAGCUUACACCUGAGCUGAACACAUUGUAAAUGAGGCUACCUAAAAUAUAUGAUUUCAGAACUUAAUUAAAUCUUUUAAACUAAUCAGAGAGUACUGUUAUUUAA